Molecule: messenger RNA, 630 nt
Organism: Melanotaenia boesemani (Boeseman's rainbowfish)
Lineage: Eukaryota; Metazoa; Chordata; Actinopteri; Atheriniformes; Melanotaeniidae
Exons: 3
Coding region: 1-630 (209 amino acids)
Source: RefSeq, a predicted model, not a curated record
AUGGUAAAAUCCCCCAGAACCCAACCCAAUAGCAGCUGGUCUCAUCGUGGUUUUGUUCCCACCGCCAGCGCAUCAAUCCACACCAGGCGCGUGUCAGGUGCGGCUCGCCCGCGAGUGCAGUCCUCCGAGCUGGAUCCGCCAGAUCACGAAAACUCAGGAGAAUCUUGUGAUUCUGAACAUCCGUGUCUGAUUUCCUGUCUGCCCCCAUCUGAACUGCUGAGUGUGACGCGUUCUGGAUGCGUGUUGGGCUCCCGGGAGAGCGGAGCGCAGGCCGGUGGAGAAGCGAGCUUCGUGUCCCGCCCCGUCGGACACGUUGCCCAGGGAGAGGCUGCACGGGCCGAACAGGAUUCCUUCCGCCCGCCCCCUCCUGCCUCUGCGGCUCUCAUGGUUCCUCUCCAUCAUCAGACAGCUAGUAGGACGGGAAUCACGCGGUUCGCUCAGGUCCAUGAUGAUCUGGGCUGGCUGACACACCAACAUGUCCACAUCAGACUCCGACUGCUACAAUCGGCUGGUUCACCAAUGAUGAAGACGUCUCUAACAGCCCAUUUAGUCCUCAGCUCAGAGAGGAGACACCUGGACCCACCCCAUCAUCCAUAUAGAGGCCCAGAGGAGGAGGAAUUGUGGAGAUGA